This is a messenger RNA of Rattus norvegicus (Norway rat), 1998 nucleotides long. It is a transcript of the gene Dctn2, whose product is annotated as dynactin subunit 2. NCBI's taxonomy places the organism in Eukaryota, Metazoa, Chordata, Mammalia, Rodentia, Muridae. Gene Ontology annotation, cellular component: membrane; centrosome; cytoskeleton. Gene Ontology annotation, biological process: microtubule-based process. The record is from RefSeq and is a predicted model, not a curated record.
UACCUCAUUCACUGUCGCUCUCACCAAUCCCAGCCUGUCCAGGGGUGUGGUAGCCGGCUAUCCUCGCGACUUUUGCGGUCCCCUCCUGCCGGCCUGCUCCUGUCGCGAGACUUCCUGCUCCUCCGCCGCUCCCCUUAUCGUCGCCUAGCCGGGGACCCGGACCCAGCCUCUCCCCCACUCGGUCACCGGCCCGGCUCCUCCAAGGCCCCGGUUCCCCCAGCCCCGCUUCGCCGCCGCCAUGGCGGACCCUAAAUACGCCGAUCUCCCCGGCAUUGCCAGGAACGAGCCAGAUGUUUAUGAAACCAGCGACCUACCUGAGGAUGAUCAAGCAGAGUUUGAUGCGGAGGAGCUGAGCAGCACAAGUGUGGAACACAUCAUCGUCAACCCCAACGCUGCCUAUGACAAGUUCAAGGACAAGAGAGUAGGGACAAAGGGGCUUGAUUUCUCAGAUCGCAUUGGAAAGACCAAGAGGACAGGAUAUGAGUCUGGAGACUAUGAAAUGCUUGGAGAGGGUCUGGGAGUAAAGGAGACACCACAGCAGAAGUACCAACGACUACUGCAUGAAGUCCAGGAGCUGACAACGGAGGUGGAGAAGAUCAAGACAACAGUGAAGGAGUCAGCCACUGAGGAGAAGCUCACCCCUGUGGUGCUGGCUAAACAGCUGGCCGCUCUGAAGCAGCAGCUGGUAGCUUCCCACCUGGAGAAGCUUCUGGGACCAGAUGCUGCCAUCAACCUCGCUGACCCAGAUGGAGCCCUAGCUAAGCGCUUACUGCUGCAGCUGGAAGCAACCAAGAGCAGCAAAGGCAGCUCAGGGGGAAAGAGCACAGGUGGCACUCCCCCAGAUAGCAGCCUUGUCACUUACGAACUCCACUCACGGCCUGAGCAGGACAAGUUCUCGCAAGCUGCCAAAGUUGCAGAACUCGAGAAGCGCCUGACAGAGCUGGAGGCCACUGUCCGCUGUGAUCAGGAUGCUCAGAAUCCCCUUUCUGCAGGUCUACAGGGAGCCUGCCUUAUGGAAACGGUAGAACUGUUACAGGCCAAAGUGAACGCCCUGGACCUUGCAGUUCUGGACCAAGUAGAGGCUCGACUGCAGAGUGUCCUGGGAAAGGUGAAUGAGAUUGCUAAGCACAAGGCAUCUGUGGAGGACGCAGACACACAGAAUAAGGUGCACCAGCUCUAUGAGACCAUCCAGCGCUGGAGCCCUGUGGCCUCCACUCUCCCUGAGCUGGUACAGAGACUUGUCACCAUCAAGCAGCUUCAUGAGCAAGCUAUGCAGUUUGGUCAGCUCCUGACACACUUGGAUACCACCCAGCAGAUGAUGGCGAGUUCUCUUAAGGACAAUACUGCCCUCCUGACCCAGUUUCUUAUGGAUGUUCCUCAUCUGAUAGACACCUGGGCCAAACAAACAUAAGGCUUCUCUUCCCCUUUUGUAGGUUCAGACAACGAUGCGUGAAAACUUGGCCACAGUUGAGGGGAAUUUUGCCAGCAUUGAUGCUCGUAUGAAGAAGCUGGGAAAGUGAGCGCCACUGGGAGUUGGGGAGCUGGGGUAACCCUUGCCCCUGAGCUUUGUCAGACACUUCCACAGAGCUUCCCCUUGACCAUACUCAUAGUCCCAUCCCACCUGACAAGGGCAAGGGUUCUUCUUGCAUGUGGGGUGCACACCCUCCCCUGAGGAAGAGUGGGAGCUGGGAGCUAUCACGGGAUGAGGUUGUGGGCCCAGCCACAUGCCAGCUCUUGUCCAGUAAGUGCUUGCCUGCUGUGGGAGAGGACUGGAUCCUGUCCUCACACAGCUCUGUGGCUGAUUCUAAUACUGUACAACCGUCUCUGACCAUUAAAUGAUGUUGUACCGUGGAGACUCUGCUGUGUUUCCUGGAUUUCGAAGAGGCAGCACUGUCAGACGUGCAUACCUAACAAUCCAAGCCACACUAUUAUGAGACUAUUUCAGUUGUAAUCUGUUCUUACCAAAGAACCAAAUAAAAAAUGAGUACAGAGCCAGAA